AUGAAGGGUAUCUUGAAACUGAGCGGCGCGCUUGCGCUGUCUUGCUUGGCCGUCGAGACGGCGGCGAGGGCGCUUGCUUUGCAGCCUGAUCAGUGGAUUGCGCCGUACAAGCGCGAAGUGCUGCAGGAUAUUGUGACCUGGGACGAGCACUCGAUCUUUGUGCACGGCCAACGUAUUUUCCUGUACUCUGGCGAAGUCCAUCCUUUCCGUCUACCGGUGCCGAGUUUGUACCUUGAUAUUUUUCAGAAGAUCAAGGCCCUCGGCUACAACGGUGUCUCCUUUUACGUCGACUGGGCUUUGCUCGAGGGUAAGCCCGGCGAGUACCGUGAGGAGGGCGUCUUCGACCUUCAACCCUUCUUCGAUGCCGCUAACGAGGCUGGCAUCUACCUCAUCGCCCGCCCCGGCCCGUACAUCAACGCUGAAGCGAGCGGUGGAGGCUUUCCAGGCUGGAUCCAGAGAGUCAACGGCACUCUGAGAACGAGAGCUCCGGACUUCCUCGCAGCAACAGACAACUACAUGAAAAACGUCGGCAAGAAAAUCGCUUCCGGUCAGAUCACUAACGGUGGACCGAUCAUUCUGGUGCAGCCUGAGAACGAGUACACGCAGGCCACUUCGGCGAUCAAGCCGUUCCCGGAUCCCGACUACUUUCAGUACGUCGAGGAUCAGCUCCGCGAUGCCGGCAUUGUCGUGCCCCUGAUCAGCAACGACGCCAGCCCCAAAGGACACAACGCACCCAUCGCGUCUGCACCUGGCUACCCUGCUGUUGUAGACAUCUACGGUCACGACGGAUACCCGCUCGGCUUUGAUUGCGCCAACCCGACGGUGUGGCCCAACGGUGCGCUGCCCACCAACUGGCACGAUCUUCACCUCAAGCAGAGCCCCAACACGCCAUACUCCAUUGUCGAGUUCCAGGGCGGUAGUUUUGAUCCAUGGGGCGGUCCCGGGUUUGACAAGUGUGGUGUUCUGGUCAACGCCGAGUUUGAACGCGUCUUCUACAAAAACCUGUACAGCUUCGGCGUCACAAUCCUAAACUUGUACAUGACGUACGGCGGCACCAACUGGGGCAACUUGGGUCAUCCAGGCGGCUACACAUCAUACGAUUACUCCAGCCAGAUCGGCGAAGACCGACGCGUGGAUCGCGAGAAGUACUCUGAGCAGAAGCUCCAGGCCAACUUCUUCAAGGUCACCCCGGCAUACUUGACUGCUUCUCGAGGAAACGCCUCCACUACUGCCUGGACCAACACGCAGGCGCUGACCGUUACGCCUGCCACCAGCAACACUACCAGCUUUUACUUUGUCCGCCACUCAACGUACAACACUUUGGACUCGACCUCGUACAAGCUCAACAUCCCCACUUCGGCCUUUGGCAACAUCACUGUUCCACAGGUGAACGGAACUGCCCUCACUCUCAACGGACGUGACUCCAAGGUCCACGUCAGCAACUAUGAUCUUGGUGGCUCCACAGUUGUAUACUCGACCGCCGAGAUUUUCACAUGGCACAAGUACGACGACAAGACAGUGCUCGUAGUUUACGGUGGCCCUGGCGAGACCCACGAGCUGGCUCUUGCUGCGACUGGUCUGGAGAUUCUCGAGGGCGAUGUCAAGAGCAUCGCCACCCGCGGCCACACCGUUCUGAACUUCAACGUCGACGGCGGCAGGAAGGUCGCCAAGGUCGGCGCGGAGAGCAACUUCAUCCACGUCUACAUGGUCAGCCGGAACGAAGCAUACAACUACUGGGCAGUCGAUCAGGCGCCUCACGACAACUCCGAGGCAAUCAUCCUCAAGGCUGGCUACCUUACCCGCACAGCCAAGGUCAGUGGUGACACACUGGCUGUCACUGGAGAUCUCAACGCCACGACACCGAUUGAGGUCAUUGGUGCUCCUUCAUCAGUUAAGAAGCUCACCUUUAACGGCAAGGAUGUGGACGUCACAGCCUCGAAUGCAGGCGCUCUCGGCGGCACCAUUGAGCUGCCCAAGGCCGACAUCAAGGUCCCGAAACUCAACGAGCUCGAAUGGAAGUACAUCGACACCCUGCCCGAGCUCCAGGCCGACUACGACGACAGUAAGUGGAAGGUCGCAGACCUCAACAAGACCUACAACUCAUUGAGACCCCUCACAACACCCGUCUCCCUGUACAGCUCCGACUACGGCUUCCACACCGGCACGCUGCUGUACCGCGGCACAUUCACCGCGACCGGCAACGAGACCACCUUUUACGCCUGGACUCAGGGCGGCUCAGCCUUUGGCUCCUCCAUCUGGCUGGGCUCGCAAUUCCUCGGCUCGUGGCGCGGCUACGACGCCGCCACAAACGGCAACGCGACCGUGACGCUCCCCACCCUCACCGCCGGCAAAACAUACACCAUCACCAUCGCAGUCGACAACCAGGGCCUCGACGAGAACUGGACCAUCGGCACCGAAACAGGCAAGAAUCCCCGCGGCAUCCUGAACUACCAGCUCGCGGGCCGCGCGCAGUCGGACGUGAGCUGGAAGCUGACGGGCAACCUGGGCGGCGAGGACUACGUCGACAUGUCGCGCGGGCCGCUCAACGAAGGCGGCCUGUUCGCGGAGCGCAACGGCCUGCACCAGCCCGGCGCCCUGUCCGCAGCCGCGGGCUGGAAACCCAGCAAGGGGCCCGUCACGGACGGCAUCGCGGCGCCGGGCAUCGGCUUCUUCGCGACCGAGUUCGCGCUCGACCUGCCCGCGGGCUGGGACAUCCCGAUCAGUUUCACGUUCGCCAACGGCACGAGCGAGGGUGCCACGGGCGCUGGCUCGGGCGUGCGCGCGUACAGAGUGCAGUUGUACGUCAACGGGUGGCAGUAUGGAAAGUUUGUCAGCAACGUGGGGCCGCAAACAAGCUUCCCUGUGCCCGAGGGCAUUCUGGACUACCGUGGCACGAACUACCUUGCGGUUUCGCUGUGGGGGCUGGAUGCGGGCGCGACGCGCAUCGAGGGCUUGGAGCUUGCUGUUGAUGCCAAGGUUUGGGGCGGGCUGGAGGUGGAUGUUGUGCAGGGCCAGAAGUAUGAGGCUAGAGAGGGUGCGUACUGA
Molecule: messenger RNA, 3045 nt
Organism: Didymella exigua CBS 183.55
Lineage: Eukaryota; Fungi; Ascomycota; Dothideomycetes; Pleosporales; Didymellaceae
Product: glycoside hydrolase family 35 protein
Exons: 3
Coding region: 1-3045 (1014 amino acids)
Biological process (GO): carbohydrate metabolic process
Cellular component (GO): vacuole
Molecular function (GO): beta-galactosidase activity
Source: RefSeq, a predicted model, not a curated record